GCUCGCUCCACACCCAUAAAAACCCUGGUUGGACGUCAAAGCGGAUUCGUUUCGGUGAUGCUGGGAUAAAGGGGCGCAGCGAGGACUGGCUCCCUCCCUGCCAGCCCAGCCGAGCCCAGCGCCGCGCCGGGCUCCGUCCCUCCGCCGUGCCCGGAGCCGCCGGGAGGGAUGCGGGGGACGGGGACGGCUCCUCUCCGCCGCACGAUAAAGAAGCUCGCGGACCGUUUGCAGGGAUGUCGGUGAAGCACGCGGGCUGCCUCCCCGCCUCUGCCCAGCCCAGGACCAGAGGCUGACUGGAAGCUGGCAUGUGCCCCCUCCAGCCCCUGCUCGGCCGCGCGAUGCCCAGCCCUGCCCGCCCUGCCUGCCCUGCCUGCCCUGCCCCUAGCCUUGCUUUCCACCGGUGAUACACCCUGCUUUCCCCGGGCUGUGUUUCGGAGAGAGGCAGCAGCGAGUAUGCUGCAGAAAGCCAGCCUGCAGCCGAAGCCCAGAGGAGUUUUGCAGUGAGGCCAGCUGCUUAAAAGCCAAAGCGUUGCCCCUUCCCCGCCCCGGCGUGGAUAAGCAUCUUGGGCAGCGACUUUCUCUGCGCUCUGCGAGUGUCGAGGUCCUGGUCUGCAGGCUUGAAGAGGGGCGCUGCCAUGGAAGAGAAUGUGUUCAGCGUGCAGCAGAUACAGCCCAACGUCAUCUCGGUGAGGCUCUUCAAGCGUAAGGUGGGCGGCCUCGGCUUCCUGGUGAAGGAGCGCGUCAGCAAGCCGCCAGUCAUCAUCUCAGACCUGAUCCGGGGAGGGGCUGCGGAGCAGAGCGGCCUCAUCCAGGCUGGGGACAUCAUUUUAGCUGUCAAUGGCAGGCCCCUGGUGGACAUGAGCUAUGAGACCGCGCUGGAGAUACUGAGAAGCAUUGCCUCCGAGACCUACGUGGUCCUCAUCCUGCGGGGCCCCGAGGGCUUCACCACUCACCUGGAGACCACUUUUGCAGGCGACGGGACGCCGAAAACCAUCCGUGUCACCAGACCCCUCUGCCCAACUCCAAAGGCGGUUGACUUGUCCAACCCAAGCCUGCACGGCAAAGAGCAGCCGCUGCCAGCAGCUGACCGCACCAUGGGCUCCCUGUGGACAAGAGAUAUCGGGCGGGAGGUGGAGCCGAUGGUCCACGUUAACGGCGUCGUUACCGGCAGCAAAGGGCAGGAUGCUGGGAAGGCGAAGGAGGGUGCUUGUGGUCACCCUUGCCUCAACGGUGGUGUGGAAGACAAUGAACUGCUCAAAGAAAUCGAGCCUGUCCUGGAUCUCCUGAAGAGCAGCAGUAAGGACAGCGAUGGAGAUGCACCCUCCAAGGUAGAGACAAGAGAUAUAGAAGUCCAGGUGGACUGUUUCAGGGAAGGGGAAAACAAGCCGCAGAAAGCCUUACCGGCUCAGAUGGAGAACGACCGUGUCUUCGGUGACCUGUGGGGGAAGAGCAACGUGCCCGUGGUCCUGAACAACCCCUACUCCGAAGCUGAGCAGCCACCGCCAUCCGGGCGGCAGUCCCCAACUAAGAACACAGUGAAUGGAAGUCCUUCCAAAUGCCCGCGGUUUGUCAAAAUCAAGAACUGGGAGACAGGCUCAGUGCUUCACGACACUUUGCACCUCAAGACGGCGAUGGCGACUGCGUGCACCGAGCAGAUCUGCAUGGGCUCAGUAAUGACCCCUAGCCAGCACGUCCGCAAGUCAGAAGAUACCAGGACAAAAGAGGAGGUGCUCCUCUUGGCUAAGGACUUCAUCGACCAGUACUACUCCUCCAUAAAGAGAUCUGGCUCCAAGGCCCACAUGGAAAGGCUGGAGGAAGUGACCAAGGAGAUUGAAGCCACUGAUACCUACCAGCUGCGGGACACAGAGCUGAUCUAUGGAGCCAAGCAUGCCUGGAGAAAUGCAGCCCGCUGCGUGGGCAGGAUUCAGUGGUCCAAGCUGCAGGUGUUUGAUGCCCGGGACUGCACCACAGCCCAUGGGAUGUUCAAUUAUAUCUGCAACCACAUCAAAUAUGCCACCAACAAAGGGAACCUCAGAUCUGCUAUUACCAUCUUCCCGCAGCGGACAGACAGCAAGCACGACUUUCGCAUCUGGAACGCCCAGCUCAUCCGCUACGCUGGGUACAAGCAGCCCGACGGCACGAUCCUGGGAGACCCCGCAAACGUGGAGCUGACGGAGAUCUGCAUUCAGCAAGGGUGGAAGGCACCGCACGGGCGCUUCGAUAUCCUGCCUCUGCUCCUCCAAGCCAACGGCAACGAUCCGGAGCUCUUUGAAAUCCCCCCAGAGCUUGUGCUGGAAGUGCCCAUCCGGCAUCCCAAGUUCGAAUGGUUUAAGGACCUGGGCCUGAAGUGGUAUGGUUUGCCAGCUGUUUCCAACAUGCUCCUUGAGAUUGGUGGCUUGGAGUUUUCGGCCUGUCCCUUCAGCGGCUGGUACAUGGGCACAGAGAUUGGGGUCCGCGACUAUUGUGACAACUCUCGCUACAACAUACUGGAGCAAGUGGCCAAGAAAAUGAAUCUGGAUAUGAGGAAAACCUCCUCGCUGUGGAAGGACCAGGCCCUGGUGGAGAUCAACAUUGCUGUGCUGUACAGCUUCCAGAGCGACAAGGUGACCAUUGUGGAUCACCACUCAGCCACUGAAUCCUUUAUCAAGCACAUGGAGAAUGAGUACCGAUGCCGUGGAGGCUGUCCUGCUGACUGGGUGUGGAUUGUCCCACCAAUGUCCGGCAGCAUUACCCCAGUUUUCCAUCAGGAAAUGCUCAACUACCGUCUCACACCUUCCUUCGAGUACCAGCCGGACCCCUGGAACACCCACAUCUGGAAAGGGGUCAAUGGGACACCUACCAAGAAGAGGGCCAUUGGCUUUAAGAAGUUAGCAAAGGCCGUGAAGUUCUCAGCCAAGCUGAUGGGACAGGCCAUGGCCAAGAGGGUCAAAGCAACCAUCCUGUAUGCCACUGAAACAGGGAAGUCGCAGGUCUAUGCAAAAACUCUGUGUGAAAUCUUCAAGCACGCUUUUGAUGCCAAGGUGAUGUCCAUGGACGAGUAUGAUAUCGUGCACCUAGAGCAUGAAACCAUGGUCCUGGUGGUCACAAGCACAUUUGGCAAUGGAGACCCACCUGAGAAUGGAGAGAAAUUUGGCUGUGCGUUAAUGGAGAUGAAGAAUCCCAACUCCAACCUGGAGGAGAGGAAGAGCUACAAGGUCCGUUUCAACAGCGUCUCCUCGUACUCGGAUGCACGGAAAUCCUCAAGUGACGGCCCGGACUCCAGGGACAACUUUGAAAGCACGGGGCCCCUGGCUAAUGUCAGGUUCUCCGUGUUUGGGCUGGGGUCGCGUGCCUACCCCCAUUUCUGCGCCUUUGCCCGUGCGGUGGACACCCUCCUGGAGGAGCUGGGCGGAGAGAGAAUCCUCCGCAUGGGAGAAGGGGAUGAGCUCUGUGGCCAGGAGGAGUCCUUCAGGACCUGGGCCAAGAAGGUCUUCAAGGCAGCGUGCGACGUGUUCUGCGUGGGGGACGACGUCAACAUCGAGAAAGCAAACAACUCCCUCAUCAGCAAUGACCGGAGCUGGAAGAGGAGCAAGUUUCGCCUGACCUACGUGGCUGAAGCCCCAGAACUCACCCAAGGACUGUACAGCAUCCACAAAAAACGCGUCUAUGCAGCCCGGCUUAUCGCACGCCAGAACCUGCAGAGCCCGAAGUCCAGUCGCUUGACAAUUUUCCUGCGCCUCCACACCAACGGACACCAGGAACUGCAGUACCUGCCCGGGGACCACCUGGGUGUGUUUCCAGGGAACCACGAAGACUUGGUCAAUGCCCUAAUCGACAGGCUUGAAGAUGCCCCUCCAGCCAAUCAGCUGGUGAAAGUGGAGCUCCUGGAGGAGAGGAACACAGCUCUAGGUGUCAUCAGUAACUGGACAGACGAGAACCGUGUCCCACCAUGCACCAUCUUCCAGGCUUUUAAGUACUAUUUGGACAUCACCACCCCUCCCACACCCCUGCUGCUGCAGCAGUUUGCCUUGCUGGCCACCAGUGACAAGGAGAAGAAACGUCUGCAGGUCCUUAGCAAGGGCUUGCAGGAGUACGAGGAAUGGAAGUGGUCCAAGAACCCCACCAUCGUGGAGGUGCUGGAGGAGUUCCCCUCAGUGCAGAUGCCCUCCACACUGCUGCUCACACAGCUCCCUCUCCUCCAACCGCGUUACUACUCCAUCAGUUCUUCCCCAGAGAUGUACCCAGGCGAGGUCCACCUCACCGUGGCAGUGGUCUCCUAUCGUACAAGAGAUGGAGAAGGACCAAUCCACCACGGAGUCUGCUCCUCUUGGCUGAAUCGGAUACAGACCGAUGAAGUAGUGCCCUGUUUUGUAAGAGGCGCGCCCGGGUUCCACCUGCCCCAGGAUCCCCAGGUGCCCUGUAUCCUCAUCGGCCCUGGCACCGGCAUCGCCCCUUUCCGGAGCUUCUGGCAGCAGCGGCUUUUUGAAAUCCAGCACAAAGGUCUGAAGCCUUGUCCUAUGGUCCUGGUAUUUGGCUGCCGACAGUCCAGGAUCGACCACAUUUACAAGGAGGAGACGCUCUUUGCCAAAACCCAAGGUGUCUUCAGAGAGCUGUACACAGCCUACUCCCGGGAACCGGACAAACCAAAGAAAUACGUGCAGGACGUGUUACAGGAGCAGCUGGCCCAAACCGUGUUCAAAGCACUGAAGGAGCAGGGAGGCCACAUCUACGUCUGCGGGGAUGUCACCAUGGCCGGGGACGUCCUCAAGACCAUUCAGCGCAUCGUGAAGCAGCAGGGCCAGCUGUCGGUGGAGGAGGCAGGCGCUUUCAUCAGCAAGCUGCGGGAUGACAGCCGGUACCACGAGGAUAUUUUUGGAGUCACCCUGCGUACGUACGAAGUGACUAACCGCCUUAGAUCUGAGUCUAUUGCAUUCAUUGAGGAGAGCAAAAAAGAUACGGAUGAGGUUUUCUGCUCCUAACUGGACCCUUCGCCCCAAGGGGAUGCCAAACCAGUCCCAGCACCUGCUGCCCCCUCCAGCCGGAGGGCGCUGGGUUUUGUAUUUCACGGACACGGUGGCUCCUUUUCCGCGGGGAACUGCCCAUGGAAAGCGCUCUGUCUCUUGUCCUGUUGUUGUGUCCUGAUGAUGAUGAUGAUGAUGAUGAUUUUUAUUUCCUUUUCUUCCUCUUUCUCUUGCUCUUGUCCUGUGGCCGUUUCUUUUCACCCCCUUUCCCUGGAUUUCCCCACUGAAGUACGAUGGCUUUGUACCCUGCAGUGGCUCCUAACAGAACUUCACAUUUCUCCUCCUUCUCAUGAGGGCAUUUUGCAGCUGCAUGAAAUCACCACCUUUGUGAUCAUCCGCGUUUUUGGUGUUUUGGGGGAGAGCAGAGGUGGCAGGGGCUGGGCAAUGGCUAGGUCUUGUUGCUCGACCAGAGCUGGGGGUUAUUUCCCCCAGGCUCUCCCUUUCCCCAGCUCGGGGCUUGGCUGAAUCCUUGCAUUUUCUUGGCUUUCCUUCAGACUUGUACAGACCUGGGCACGUGCCCAAGGCUGGGGGAGAUGAUGUGCAAUGUCCUCGUACCUAUGAACUUUGUUCAUCCCCGAGCAGCCUGGGUACCAAUGUGUCUGUUUUGAUCCAAAGGGUAGGAUGCCUCUCGUUCAUGUGUCGUGAUUUCUCCUAAACGGACUCUGCGCUAUGUUUGCCUCCUUCUCUGCUCCCUGUUCCCCGUGAGCCUCUCCUUUUGCUCAGUCCCCACUUUUGCUGGCAUGAAAGUCCUCCCACAGGGGAGCAAGCACUGAACACACCGGCUGAUGUGUACGUGAGGGGAAGACCCAUGGCAAUGACCGCUGCUUGGCCAGGCUGUCCUCCGGAAGGCUUUACAGGAGAUAUCUGAUCUGCAGCCAUGAUGCUGGUGGGGGAGAUUCAGGGAGCGGCUGCAUCCCAAAGCUUUGCAUGCUGUGAACACGUGAACCCUCUCCCAGGUGAGACUGGAAAGCCACGAGGAUGGGAGUGAAGCAGCUCCAACCCCGGCUGCCAGAGGCAUCUUGCCUACAAGAGGUAACAAAGGCAGCACUUGGAGCUUUAUGGAUGCUCCUGGUCCUUGGUGAGGAUGUGCCAAGCAAGGACUCUUGAAAGCCCAGAGAGCACCAGCUCCAUCUUAGCGCAGUCUCGCAAGCAGUUCUAGGACAGCAGACCCCGUUUCCACAAUUUUGGGAGCAGAAAGUGCCAGCACGGAGCGACCUGCCUGCCAAAAGAAAUGCGUGUGGCAUCUCGGUGGCGAGCUGGUCCCCUCCGUAGGCUCUGUACCACCUGCCAGCCGCACGAGCUGUCUCUGCUGGGACAUCUCAUACGAGAAGCGAGGUGAGAUCGGCUGCAAAGGUGCCGCGUGAUUCUGGGCUCUGACACGCUCACACCUCAGCCCUGCUGCAAAAAUCUGGCCCCAAAAGCAAUCUGUUAACACGAUCACAGAAAGGUAUCAGUCCCUUUAACAGAGAAAAGCUGUCUGCGAGGUAAAGCAUGCGUGACCUUGUGUGUCCUUCCUCCCUCUCCUCCCUUCCUCGCCCUGAAGAAGGUUUGUCCUCCCUCACUGGCAGGAUGAGGACAGCAGGGCACGGCUGCGGCUCUUGCUGGAGGCAGGCGUCCGGGGUUGACAUUUUGACCUGGUGGAUGCUGAGCCUUUCCUCCUGCCCCGGCUCUGCUGAACCGUGCGCUGAUGGAGAAAAGCACCCGCACCGGUGACAGCAGAGGGUUUGUCCGGGAGCUGCAACGGUGAGCUUGCUUUCAGAGGGCUGACAUUAGCUGCCCUAAGCCAAAGUCGGAACAAAAAGAGCUGCAGGAGGUUUGCUGCUCUCCCAGUCCAUGGUACAAUCCGGGCUGGCUCCCCUGGCUGGGCAGGUAUCCCCACCCUCAGCCAGGACAGGACCUCCUGCCCUUGCCUGCCGCUUGGCUGGCCACGUCUCCGUGUGCCGUAACCAUCUUCUACAACUUCAAUUCCCUGAAUGCUUGAAACGGCUCCAGCCCAAAAUCCAGGAGCAAAAGGCCUCCAGGCACUGGGAGAAUUUGAGAUCCCAGGUCUCGGAGGUGCUGGUCCCAGCAGAGCAUCCAGCAUGGCGCACAAGGCGAAUGAAUGCUGCCACGGUGUGGCCAGAGCCGAGCUCGCUGGGCUGGCAGGGCGGCCGGAGCGGGGUUUGGAGCCAGGCUCUAGGCCAGCUUUAUGUCACUGCCUGGGGACUUUGUGACCGGGAGGUGAAAGCAGGACACGACAGGAAAAAGGGCAGCCCGUGGUCCACCUCUGUGGGUUGUGCCCCAACGCCAGGGCAAGCAGUGGGGAGGGGCGGCGGGGGGGGGGUGUCCGCGUCCCUUCGCUGCUGGGGUGUGUGAAUUUGGGCAGAGGGUCUGUCUGUGGGAGCCAGCUCCCUGGCCCUAGAGCUGUGAGCAUACAGCACGCCUGGCCCUAACCCCCCAUCCUCUGCCCCCAGAAACAGGGCUGAAGAGAAAAAAUCACGCUCACACCCCUCUUUGGGGAAAUUUGCUCCUGGCUCAAGACUUUGUGCUCUGAUCCUCCUUUUAGUAGAAGGAGCGAUGCAACCUGGAGAGGAGGUAGAGCCCGAAGAAACGCCCUUGUCUUCGUCCUCUCUCCAGCUCAUCUGUGCUGCCGGCAAUUAGUUUUCUCCUGUCCUGCCUUCUGCCUGUCCUGGUAUAACAUCUCCCAUCUGGAAGUCCCAUCGCUGCUGCAGUCUGUGUCGGAGACGAAUUGCCUUGCUUUUCCCGCAGCCCAAGGCUUGCCACCUCCAUCGCCCCCCGCCACCUGAGCCGCCAGGGAAGGCAGCGGAGGAGGGAACGGGGGGUGUGCCUUGCCUUCGGUGGGAUCUCCAGAGGGGUCUGUGCAGGGCAGACAGCCAAAGCCGUCUCAAGUUCAACAGGCACCGGGUCGGCGAGUCCGUCGGAGCCCUUUGGAAGGGACGUGCUGGUUCAAGGCCAGCCUGCCUGCCUGGCCCCGCAGAGGCAGCGCCCUCCCUGCCGCGAAGGUCCGUGAGGUUAACGCGUCCCGCAGGGCUCCGGGCUGCCUCUCCGCUCCCUCUGCCCGAGCUAGGACCGCUCGCAAGCCGCACCGCUGGGAAUUCUGAUCCGUUAUUUUCUGUUGAGUCGGUCUCAGCCAUCUUAACUUCUCCUUCAUCCUCCUUACCUGCAGGGGCUUUGCGUUCCCCUCCAGCUUAAUUUUCUCCCACAGCAAAGGGGGAAAUAAACUUCCAGAUCCGCUUUAUCAUUCCACAAACGCGGCUCUUCCACCAGUUGUCUAGACUCUGCUCAUCUGGGUGUGACAUUUCUGACGCGUGGGUGUAGCUACGCUAUCUCCAGCACGCAUAAACGGCAGAGCGCGAGGCGGGGUCUGCCGCAGACCCGUGCCGUGAGCUGCUUGGGGGUGUCGUGCACGGAGGAGUUGUGCCUCUCGGGUCCCUGUUGUCACCUCCGGGUCCCUGUUGCCCAUCCAGGCUCCCUCACCGCCCCACACGACUCUUGCAGCAAGGGGAUACUGGACCUGAUGGACACCCAGCCUGAUCCAAUGUCUCAACCCCUCUCCUGGAAGAUGUCCACCACUGCCUGUUUUGCAGCAGCUCAGCUCCUUUUCGCUCCCCAGGGAUUAAACAUGAAGAGGCUUUUCUCCGAACAGGAGAUUUGAUUUUCAAGACACAAUGAAGUGAGGGGUUUUUUUUUCUCAAAGAUUUAAAUUCGUGGGGUUUUGGAAUGUCCACAGAAAGUUAUAUAUGAACUUGGAAACUCGUGGGAAAUGGUUCUCUGUUUUCCCAACCUGCUGUGUCCGCUAGCAGGGAAAAAUAAGUUGUUCAUUCAGUGCAAGGUAUCUACUGCCUGUGUUGUUGAUGAUUUCAAAGGUUUCAUCUCCUCAGAAGGACUGCCUGGGAGUUUGUUAUUCUUCUGUUUAUGAGAGACAGCGGGAAAAUAAUGAGACUUCUGCCAUCAGGAGUAGGCUCGCAAAGAUGACACCUCCACGGUCGUUGCUGGGGAGGCCUGAGCUCGUUGCACUAGAGGAACCGAGCCGGCCACGUUCAUGCUGGGGUUUGAGAAACGGGGUUUGAGUUUGGGCUGUCCACGCUCCCUGUCCCCCGUCCUGUGCCUACGCGUCCCCAGGGGCGAGCAGGGGACUCUGCUCACACCCAGAGCAGCGUGAGCCGAUGUGUCCGUGCACGGCCAGCAAACCUGUAGUCGUGUCCUGAGCGAAAACGCUUGCGCUUGUGCAGAAGAAGAGACGGGGAGAGACAGGAGCUGUGUGAACCUGUGUCCGGUCUAACUGUGAUUGCUCUGUCAGUUCCUUCACCGUCAGCGGGUGAUGCCUCUCGCCCCGUCCCGGGCUGUAACCCGGGUUCCCUCCACCACCUGCCCUCUGGAGACCCUUCCGUUCUCCUUCCUUCUCGGCCAAAAGUGCAGCGAGCUGCUCGGCAAGGGGGGGGGCCUGGGGGUGGCAACGGCCUUACAGUGCCUUGUGCUGGGAAGAGACUGGUGCACCGGGGUUGUCCUCCCGUUCCCCAGAGACGCUCAUAGCGCACGGAGACGGGGGGCUGACUUCGUUUUACAAGGGAAAUUCUUGGUGGGCAAAUUCCCCCUGGGAUAACUGCGAGCAAACGGCCGGCCCCACUCAGCCGUGCUCCGCAACCAAUCUCCCAGCGCUGGGGUUUUAUAGCGGUACGGCGGCGGUGCGGGGUUAGACUGCGGGUGCAAACUGGACACCACCUUCUGCAAAAGCACCCCAGGUCUGUGAACACCUACCGCGUCCUGGAGACCACGUUUUUAUGAAGCUGCUUUGGGGAGAGGGCGUGUUUGUGCUGAAACCUCCUGGACUUGCACCAAGCCCAAGCUGCUGCCUCCCGAUUUACAACCACCGAAGCCGUUGCAGUCCUCUGAUUUACACCUGCGAGGAAGCUGCAGAGAGUUCCCAGCGGUUUUUUUUUGGAAGGAGAAUUUCAUGCUCAAAACUAAAUUUCAUUCCUGCUUUCACUGGGGACCUGUUCUCAGCUCCAGAAUCGCGCUGAUAACUUUGCAAUUGCUUUGAUAGUUCCGGAGGGGAGCGCAGUCCCUUUACGGAACAGAUGGAGACACAUUUUCAGGACCAUUCAACUUUGCCGUAACUCUGUCUUUUGUUACAAUUUCUUCUGCUGUAACAGGAGGAGCAAAAUUUGGCCAGCACUUAACCCUCUUGAAAACCAUAUUCCCAAACUCGGACAAAAUUAGUUUAGAAUCCGAGUCCUCCCAGGUACAAACUGCCUUCCACGCCCACCGGCUUCAGUGGCGUUGGGGAUUUCAGCAGCUUUUGGGCUUUCGCAGCAGCAGCGGUUUCACGAUGGCGGUAUUUUUGCGUGUGUCAAUCUGCACUUGCACUUGCCUGCAAUGCAUGACUCUAGUAAUCCGUUUGAAAUCUGCCCUCGGCGGGGAGAUCUGAGCUCUAGCUUCUUCCAUGUGGCCGUCUGUAUUUCAUAGGAAAUCAGGGGAGCUGGAGAAAGCUCAUGAGAUUGCUGCUUUAAAGCACUUGGUUCCCAAAGUAAAACAGACCUUACCAGAGGUCCAAAUUGGCUUGAUUUUAGCACGGGUACAAGGGCAACUCAUGAAAUAUUUAAGCAUUGUACUGCAGAUACACCUUUUUUCCCUGCUGCACCGGGAAUGAAGUAGACUAGAAACUCCUCCACCCCUGCAGAUGUUUGGCUGUGAUGGAGGAAAAAAAAAAAACAAACCAAAACCAACCCCAGAUUGUGAGUUGAUAGCUGAGCAGCCGCAGCUUGUUUAGCAGUGGGAGCAUCUCGCUGCGAGGGCUGCUGCUUUCCUGCCUUACUCAUUCCUGUACCUACCUGGCCGGAUUUCAGGGAGGGAAGAGGGAGGAAACACUUCAAAAGCAAGAAAAUCCAACCCGCGAGCCUUGCCCUGAGAAUCCCACGUUUCACAGGAGCCCACAGGUCCAGGCUUUGCAGCUACUCCUCGUCACCACGGCGGGGAAGCGGGCGAGACACCAGGGGCUUCUCUUGUGUCCGCGGACCAAAGCUGGAGGAGAUGUUCUGGGGCAGGAGCGUGGAGCUGGGCUGUGGGUAGAGUCCUGCAUCACCAGACUGCGGUGUUCCCGUUCAGAAAUCUGCUAGCGAAUAACACUGGGCAAAGUAUUUUUUUUUUUCCUUCCAGAGGGCAUUCUUAAUACUUUAAAAAUGUAAAGACUAAAUAUUGAAAAAGUUGAUCUGAAAGAGCAACUGAUUUGGGGCUUCUUUUUGUUGCUUUGUUUUCA
Molecule: messenger RNA, 11256 nt
Organism: Grus americana (Whooping crane)
Lineage: Eukaryota; Metazoa; Chordata; Aves; Gruiformes; Gruidae
Gene: NOS1
Product: nitric oxide synthase 1
Exons: 29
Coding region: 636-4958 (1440 amino acids)
Biological process (GO): nitric oxide biosynthetic process
Molecular function (GO): FMN binding; NADP binding; nitric-oxide synthase activity
Source: RefSeq, a predicted model, not a curated record